Sugiyamaella lignohabitans is the source of this 2208-nucleotide messenger RNA. RefSeq names its product Sin4p (gene SIN4). Gene Ontology annotation, cellular component: mediator complex. The transcript has a single exon. Lineage: Eukaryota; Fungi; Ascomycota; Dipodascomycetes; Dipodascales; Trichomonascaceae. Bases 1 to 2208 code for a protein of 735 amino acids. The record is from RefSeq and is a predicted model, not a curated record. Gene Ontology annotation, biological process: positive regulation of DNA-templated transcription.
AUGACGCAACAACCACAGCAACAAAAACCAGGCCCUAUAUAUCAUGCUUCGUAUGGUGUUUCUCAAGGCAAACCUUCGGGCCCCUAUCAUCCAGUACAAAGUAAACAAGCUUGUAUCAGUGUUUCUCGACGAGGUGUUGUGAGACUCACUGCACAAGGCAAGACUGAUGCAAGGUAUUUUCAAGUAUCAUCGGUUUUAGAGGCCACACAGGAUCAUUGGAUUUCACAUGCAACAUGGAAAGGAUGCAAGGAUGACUCUUUACUGUUGGUAACUUAUUCUUCACAAUCACAUCUGGUAAGAGCAUAUCGCGUCACCAUAAAAUGGAAUUUCAAUGCCAAGCCUGCGCCUAGUGCCAAUGGUACCUCAAACCCUCCACCACCUGAAAAUAACAGCGAUUUUGCUGUGAUAUCAAUAGAUCGUGUACUUUCUACGACAAUCGAACCACCACAAGAAGCCAGAGGUAUGUCACUGACCCAUCUUCAAGCCAUUCCCAAUAUCCCCCAUAAGCAGCCUGUGGGGGGUGAUAAUAUAGAAAACGAGCUAUACUUUGUAUAUGGCUCACUCAAGAAAAGCGUCAGCUGUAAAUAUUCUCUGACUGACAAACAAAUGUCUCUUCAUUCAAGCUUCUACUCCCUUGGAAGCAGGCGGGAUAAUUCAAGGGAGAAAGUUGAAACCAAGCUAGUUUUCCAGGAACUGGUCGAACACUCUGGUGGUCCAGUCGUCAACUUUAGUUAUGAAUCUCACGACACAUUUAGAGUCAUUGUUUCAGCGAAUGGAAAGGUUGAUUUAAAAUAUCGUGGUCUUCACCAGAGUCCACCAGCUGGUCAAGACAAGGGUCCCAAAACGUUUCUCAGUGUUUACGACGCCAAAUACCUGUUCCCUGCGAUGUCAAUAACCCGUGUCUGUUUGUCACCAAAUCAAGUAUCUUAUGCUUAUUUGGAAGACAAUCAGCUAAAAAUCAAUUAUGUUGAGAGGCAACUUGCUCAAAGUAGCAGCAGUGAAGAAGAGCUUUUGUCAUCAGCUAUCGUAUUAGCGGUUAGAAAUUCCAUUUCUUGCUUUAGUAACGUAGCGAGUGAUGAUCUUUUUUGCGUGAUAACUAAAGAGCUGGCAAAUGUCAAGAAGAAUACACCAAAGGUAUAUGACAAGUUCCUCCGCAUAUUACUUCAGGAAUCACAUAGAGCCGUUAACUUCACCUUGGAUCUGCCUAAGGACUACCAAAUCGACAAGGUUAUGGUCAAUCCAUCACUUCAACGACUACUUAGUUUGCAACUGACCCUCGGCACUGUUAAUAAAAACUGGGAACGAAAUCCUAUGAGCAAGGUUGCCUGGGCAGUGCUCAAUAUUCGUCUACUAGCGUUUGCUUUAACGUUCACUCUUCGUGCAUCUUCCCAGCCCAAAAUUCAAGUUCCUGCUGGAACUAGUGAAAUGGAGGUAAAGGCGAACCAUGUGCAAACUAUGUUGGGCCUCAUUCGUUGGUGUACAGAUCUAUUAGCAUACAUCUGUCAAGAGCUGUACAUGUUAUCACUUGACAGACAAGAAAAAGAUGGUGAAGAAAAUACAUCAAUAGCUGCGGCUAUAAUGUUUGCUAGCGUGCCUAGAAUGCUCCUUAUUUAUUCAUUACGAGGAAUUCGUGGACUAGAAACAAUGACAAGUAGUUUUGCGAGCCAAGAGAAUAACCCUGUGAGUGGUAUUGCAGCAAUGACUUAUCAGCGACUUAAGGAAACUAUGUCCAUGGCACCUGUGCCACUACCAUUAUUUGAAAAGAUGUUGACUGAUGUCGAUGGAUCGAUAAAACGGCUACAACCUACACUUCAGGAUAGGUUAUCGAUAGAACAAAAACUCAUGCUUGAUGCCAAAAUUCCUAAGGAGCUGAAACCAAUAAAAGACCGUGUAAUAGAAGUUUUUCGAACCAGUUUAUUGCCAGAAAUAGACGUCUCGGCCUUGUAUUUUUAUGACGUAAGCUGGCUGGGCUUAGAUGGAGAACAAGACAAUGGUAAUGAGAGUAAUACCUGGGAGCCGAAUCAAUCACAGCAAGAAAUUGACAUUUUGAGAAAAAUCAUAAUAUCUAGUCCUAGUGAGAGUAAGCGACGGUGCGUGCGGUGUGGAGGUUUGUCAAUUUGGGAUGAUAUGAAAACAUUAAUGUACACCCAAUGGACAGUUGCUUUUCAAAAGAACUGUUUAUGUGGUGGAAACUGGUAUAGUAUUUAA